UUUUACUCUGUCGUCAAUGGUGGUGGCUAUUAGAAAACCCCACAGCGGCAACAGCAGCUUCUCUCUCUGUCGUCUUCCUUUGUUCCGGCGGAUCUUUCACCGUCGUCAAAACACCAUGUUCAUAAGUCAAUGCCGUAGCUUUAAGCCUUUGCUCAACUCUCGUCUGCCAUUGUUACGCCCCUUUCUCUCCAAAUGUCUCGAUCAGUCCUUCAAAACCAUGGCUAGUAGCGGAUACGUCGAGGCAGGUGUCUUCUGGGACGUGGAGGUCUACAAGAUCCCUGAAGGUCUCAGUGCUGCUGAUGUUUCGAGGAACAUCAAAAUUGCGCUUGCGGUAAUGGGACAUCGUGGUACGGUCUCAAUCAAUGCUUAUAUUAAUGCUACGAAUCAGGAGAUCCAGGAUCAUGUAUUUCACCCCGCCGGAAUCGAGCUCAAUCGCAUACCAAAUGAGUCGCCGUUAGGACUCGAUCAUUCCAGACGUGCGGCUCUUUUCAAUGGCAUGGGGAGUUGGGCAUUUGUAAAUACUGGAAUAUCAUCAACGAUAAUGUUAAUCACAAAUGACAACCCUAUCCUCUUUUACCCUUCGCUCAAACGGAGAAAUUUCAAUGUGUUUUGGAAUUGCCUAUCAGUUGAGGGAAAGCCUAUCCCCCAGACUCUCCAGACCCUAAGAAGAAGCUCAGAAGAACCUUGUUGACUCCCCCCCCCCAAUAACAUACUCUUCUUGCUUCUCCAUGCCUGCCUGCCUUGAUGAUGUCCAUAAUAACUGAUCCCUUUGUUUUCCUGUCCAUCUUUUUAACUUCUAGAUGAUCCUCAUCUUCUUCUUUGUCUAAUGCCUUUGUGUGUUUGUUUGUCUUAUGAAAACAUUGAUGUUACAUCUUUGUUUGUGUGUUCUAAUGGUUUGCAGAGGUUUUGAACU
Messenger RNA from Camelina sativa (false flax), 913 nucleotides. RefSeq lists its product as uncharacterized. Gene Ontology annotation, molecular function: RNA nuclease activity. The record is from RefSeq and is a predicted model, not a curated record. Gene Ontology annotation, biological process: regulation of gene expression. Gene Ontology annotation, cellular component: peroxisome. NCBI's taxonomy places the organism in Eukaryota, Viridiplantae, Streptophyta, Magnoliopsida, Brassicales, Brassicaceae.